UCCUCCGGCUUUACGUUACGUUUCGGGGGCUCCGUCGCCAUUGUUAAAAGAUUGUUUUCUGCAACUUUGCCUCAAGAUACAUUUGGAUAACAACAAAACGUUUUUUAACAAGAGGUCCGUCAAUAAUAUUGGCCAGACAUGCCUCGGCGGGUGGCGGUGUCCGAUGGCGCAAACAAGAAGACGUCCAGGGUUCGGGUCGCGGUUCGGCUGCGACCCUUCAUGGGCAACCAAGACGAGAAAGACGAGGGUCCGUGUGUCAAAGGCCUCGACUCCCAGAACCUGGAAAUAAUCAACUGGAGAAACCCGGCAGAAACCGUCAAAUACCAUUUUGACGCUUUUCACGGUGAGCAAACGACCCAGCAGGAAGUGUUCCUGACCGUGAAGCCCAUCCUCCCACACAUCCUGAACGGACAGAACGCCUGUGUCUUCGCCUAUGGGCCAACAGGAGCUGGUAAGACCCACACCAUGAUGGGCAGUUCAGAUCAGCCAGGUGUGAUCCCUCGAGCUGUUCGCGAGGUCUGCAAGCUUGUCAAGGCUAAGGGUGACGAUGAAGGAUGGGACUAUAGCAUUGGCAUGUCUUAUUUGGAAAUUUACAACGAAAAGGUGCUAGAUCUUCUAUCGCCGAGCUCCCUGGAUUUACCAAUCAGAGAGGACAAGGACAAGAACAUCCUAAUCCCCGGCCUCACUCACACAACCAUCUCCUGCUUCUCGGAUUUCGAUAAACAAUUUGUGCCUGCCAGCCUCAAUCGUACUACAGCUUCUACCAAACUAAACCAGUGCUCCAGCCGCAGCCACGCUGUCCUCCUCAUCAAGGUUGUUCGGACUCAGCGCGCCCCGCCCCACAGGCAACAGACGGGAAAGCUGUACCUGGUCGACCUGGCCGGGUCCGAGGACAACCGCCGCACCGGCAACCAAGGCAUCCGGCUGAAGGAGAGCGGCGCCAUCAACCUGUCUCUCUUCACUCUGAACAAGGUCGUGGACUCUCUGAACUCGGGCACCGCCGUCCGCGUGCCGUACAGAGACAGCAAACUGACGCGGAUGCUCCAGGACUCCUUGGGUGGCUCGGCCCACUCCGUCAUGAUCACCAAUAUCUCACCGGAGUACAAAUACUAUUUUGAUACGUUUAGUGCACUCAACUUUGCCUCCAAAUCCAAGCUCAUCGUGAACAAGCCCUUCACCUGUGAAACUGUGGCAGUGCCUGUGCUGCCAGUGAAGCGGGCCAAAGAAGACCACGAGGCGGGGGGGUCUGGCACCGAGCCACCGAAGAAGAGGCAGAAGGGCGAGAAGAAAACCGAACGGGAUGGUUCCUCGCCGUCUUCACACAUUCACAGUUUGCCAGAGCCAUCCGUCAUGGAAAGACUCCUCGCCCUGGAGAAGCUGAUGCUGAACUGCCAGGACAAGGAUAAACUCAGCAUGCUGAAAGAUGUCGCCCAGUCUCGCAUGGAGAUCCAGGAGCUCAAAGAGAAGCAGAAGGAGUUUGAGAGCAAGGCCGUGCUGUUCGGUCGUCUGAAUGGCGAAGGCUCCGGGGCCCGACAUGAGCCCGCCUUUAAGAACAGCACCGCUCCUCUGCAAAGGAAACCGUCAGCUGCCUCGAAAGCCAAUCGGCAGCAGGCUGUGGUCCAGCCCCUACAAGUGUCCCAGCUCCAGCCGCUUCAGCAGCUCGUCGUCGUCAAAAAACCGUCCGUCUGCGUCAAGAAGAAAGAGAAGAAGCUUUCCGAGUUGGUUGAGCCUCCAGAUGGUAAAGAGAACUUCAUGGAGUCUGGUUGGGAAUCCCAGCUGGACACGUCGGUGCUGGAGCGCUCGCGACAGAAGAUCCUCCAUGUGCUCAACACGGGCGCCCUCAAGGAGCUCAAGGGUCUGCAGCAGAUCGGGGACAAGAAGGCAAAGCUCAUCCUGGGCUGCAGGGAGCUCCACGGCCGCUUCGCCAAGUUGGAGGAUGUGAUGAAAGUCGAGGGUAUGACGGCAAAGAGAUUUUCCACCUUCAUGAAGGUAAGCCACGGGGGGCGUGGCUUGUGGUUCUACCUAUUGUCGUAGAAUAGUUCGAUGUUCCACCACCACAUUGGUCCUUAUUGGAAUUCCUCUAACUAUUUGAUGGAUUGCCACGAAGCAAUUGUUCCUCUAUGGGGUUUUAAAGGCUGAGCAUUUCGGUGGAUCUAUUGCCAGAAAUAGAUUAUACAAAAUGUAAAACCGUUUCCAUUCGUGUAGAAUCACCUGAAACGAUGAAUCGUAGCGUUUGUGUGCGCCUGGCAUCACAGCGAGUUUUGAACCGCAGUAAAAAAGAGUCGAAUAGUGCAAACCCGCGCGGCCGCGUCCCGCUCGGGGGACGAUGACCUCUGAGCGGUCGGCUCUUAAUGCCGUCAGAAUAAAUGCUGUGAUUCCAUCGGUCUCGGCUGUACUUGCCGUUUCAUGCUAGCGGCGGUGAACGUUGCAGCUGAACUCCGGCGCGUCACCGAGCACGGCGGGCGGAGUAAUGGUGGCGGCCAUUAUUUGCACAUUAUGCAGUUUUUAGUGUUUGUGUUUUUCUUUUUCUGUACUAAUAUCUACUCUUUAUUU
Messenger RNA from Pseudoliparis swirei, 2553 nucleotides. RefSeq names its product kinesin family member 22 (gene kif22). The record is from RefSeq and is a predicted model, not a curated record. The transcript is spliced from 12 exons. Lineage: Eukaryota; Metazoa; Chordata; Actinopteri; Perciformes; Liparidae. Gene Ontology annotation, biological process: mitotic spindle organization; microtubule-based movement. Bases 139 to 2034 code for a protein of 631 amino acids. Gene Ontology annotation, molecular function: microtubule motor activity; microtubule binding; ATP binding.